CCUACUGACCACGUCCGUUAUCACGAAAACUGUAGAGUAUUCGAAACGUCUGAAAUAAAAUAAUGACAAACGCGAGAUUAAACUGUAAGAAUAGUUUUAAUAAUGUCCUAUUAAUAGUUGGCGGACAGGCCCCCACAAUGCUCAGCUCACGCAAAGUCGGAGAUGCAACGAUCUUAUAUUGCACUUGAGAUCAAAACAAGAUUAAUAACCAACAAAGAACAAUUCCUUGGUCCUCUUCUAAAUGUCGAACAGCCUCCUGCUGAGCCUAGCUGGCACAAGGAUUACGAGCCUUUGGAUACAACACACGAGGGAUUUGAGAAGUAUUUGGAUCCUUACUUGACUAGCAGCAGAUUACACCAUCGCCCAUUCACAGUAGAGCAACUUAACAAAAAGUCAUCGUCAAGUGAUAUUAUUACUUACUAUACCUGCGCUGAUAUUCCAUGGACAAGAACGCCUGCUCCUAAAACAGAACAGUGGAAGCCACCAAACCGACCUAAGUCUACGUAUGACAGAGAGAAAUUUAAAGAAGGAUUUAGAGAGAUACGAACACACAACAAGCUGAAAUGGGUCCCAGGGACAUUUCGAACGGAAAUGAGGGACAACUAUUCAAAAAAUAGCUAUCUUGAUCCUAUCGUACAUAGUAAUGAAGAAGAAGUACGUAGUUUCUACGAAAAUACAUUAAGCAAACUAAGAACAAAUAUAACGGAGGAACAUUCGGCGUAUUUCAAGAAAUACAAAUCUGAAAACACACAGUACGGCUUGAGAAAACCAAUUUGUUCUGUUCUUGAUCAACACAAGGAAAAGAAUAAAAAAUUGGAAUAAAAAAAA
Molecule: messenger RNA, 828 nt
Organism: Bombyx mori (domestic silkworm)
Lineage: Eukaryota; Metazoa; Arthropoda; Insecta; Lepidoptera; Bombycidae
Exons: 4
Coding region: 163-822 (219 amino acids)
Source: RefSeq, a predicted model, not a curated record